AUGACGGACGAUCUGGGCUUCAAGCUGAUGCGGCGGGGCGUGAAGGUGGCGGCCAAGGAGAGCAUCCUGACCCCCAGGUUCUACACUACCGACUUUGACGAGGUGGAUGACAUCUUCAACCUGGAGAAGAACCCCAACCUGCCCAUGGAGGAGCUGACCGCCAUGCUGGAGGAAUUCCGCAAGGACUACAACCAGAAGCACUUUGUGCGCAACGACGGCUUCCACGAUGCCGCCGACGAGAUCCAGGGACCCAUGCGCAAGAUCUUCAUUGAGUUCCUGGAGCGCUCCUGCACCGCGGAGUUCUCCGGCUUCCUGCUGUACAAGGAGCUGGGCCGCCGCCUGCAGAAGUCCAACCCCGUGGUGGCGGAGAUCUUCACGCUGCUGGCCCGCGACGAGGCCCGCCACGCCGGCUUCAUCAACAAGGCCCUGUCGGACUUCAACCUUGCCCUCGACCUGGGCUUCCUCACCAAGAACCGCACCUACACCUUCUUCAAGCCCAAGUUCAUCAUCUACGCCACCUACCUGUCGGAGAAGAUCGGGUACUGGCGGUACAUCAGCAUGUACCGCCACCUCCAGCGCAACCCCGACAACCAGCUGUACCCCAUGUUUGAGUACUUUGAGAACUGGUGCCAGGACGAGAACCGCCACGGCGACUUCCUGACCGCGGUGCUCAAGGCGCGGCCGGAGCUGCUCAACGGCCUCGAGGCGCGCCUGUGGUCCCGCUUCUUCUGCCUCUCCGUCUACAUCACCAUGUACCUCAACGACCACUCCCGCUCCGCCUUCUACGGCGCCCUGGGCCUCAACACCACCCAGUUCAACCGCCACGUUAUCAUCGAGACCAACAACGCCACAGCACGGGUGUUCCCAGAGGUGCCCGACUGCGACGCCCCCGGCUUCUGGGAUGUGAUGGACCGCAUGGUUGGCUACAACGAGAAGCUGAUUGCCAUCGACCGCAGCGAGGCACCCGAGUUCCUCAAGAAGCUGCAGAAGCUGCCCUACACCGAGCGCAUCCUGGCGGGCUGCCUGCAGCUCUUCUUCAUGCCCACCCUGCGCUCCGGCAGCUUCGACAUCGAGGGCGCGGGCAGCUACCAGUACUGA
This is a messenger RNA of Chlorella variabilis, 1098 nucleotides long. RefSeq lists its product as hypothetical. NCBI's taxonomy places the organism in Eukaryota, Viridiplantae, Chlorophyta, Trebouxiophyceae, Chlorellales, Chlorellaceae. Gene Ontology annotation, biological process: chlorophyll biosynthetic process; photosynthesis. Bases 1 to 1098 code for a protein of 365 amino acids. The record is from RefSeq and is a predicted model, not a curated record. Gene Ontology annotation, molecular function: magnesium-protoporphyrin IX monomethyl ester (oxidative) cyclase activity; metal ion binding. The transcript is spliced from 7 exons. Gene Ontology annotation, cellular component: chloroplast thylakoid membrane.